AUGUCAAACUCCCAUACAAAAUGCUUCCCUCGACCAGCAGCGGGGUAUACCCAAUCAUUUUGGCGGACAGAACCAGAUCCUCUUGAUAAGCAUCAGACUACACCAGACCUGCCAGAGGAAACUGACAUCCUAAUUAUUGGGGGCGGCUAUGUCGGAGCCUCGGCCGCUUAUCGCUUGCUCGCAGAGAACCCGCAGAAUCCAGCUCCCCGGGUGGUGUUGGCUGAGGCCCGGGAGUUGUGCUCCGGGGCGACCGGGCGCAACGGUGGGCAUUUGAGACCAGAUAUUUAUUCGGCAACAGCCUUGUUCACCGAACGCUAUGGCAUCGAAGCGGCAGCGGAGAUCGUCCGGUUCGAAAUCUCGCACCUGAAGAUCAUUGAAGAGCUGGUCCGUAAAGAAAACAUUGAUUGUGAUCUUACUUUCACCCGCUCUUAUGAUAUGUAUCAAGAUGAAGAUGAACUCAAGACGGCGAAAACCUUCUACGACUCUUUGGUCGAGCAGGGACUGGACUUUAUGGAUGACGUUAAAUACAUGUCUCAAGCUGAGACCAAAGAUACAGCGCAUGUUCGAGAUGCCAAGGGAGGCUUCAGUUUUUCAGCAGGCCAUCUCUGGCCUUACAAACUCGUUUCCCAUCUCAUCCGUGUUGCUGUUUCCCACGGCCUGAACUUACAGACCAACACACCGGUAUCUGAAAUCGGGGAAAGCCCAAACGCAGAUGGAUUCUGGCCAGUAACCACCAGUCGUGGUGUUAUCAACGCGCGCAAGAUUAUCCUCGCGACUAACGCAUUCACCAGCGCCCUGGCUCCAGAAUAUUCCAAAGCUAUCAUUCCCUGUAAGGGUAUCUGUAGCCAGAUAACUGCGGCGCCUGGCGCACCACACCAGGACCUGCCUGGUACUUAUGUGAUCCGAUCUGGCAAGGGAUCGUAUAUUUAUCAAAUCUCCCGGAAUGACGGAACGCUCAUCGUCGGCGGAGCAUCGAAUCUUUUCAAGGAUGAUCGGGGAGAGUGGUAUAAUAACCCCGAUGAUGGGAAGUUGAUUAAAGUUGCUGCGGAUUACCUCGAUGGCUAUAUGCAACGCACGUUCCUUGGGUGGGAGGAUAGCGAGGCGGAAAUUAAACAUGUCUGGGCUGGUGUUAUGGGAUACAGCGCAGACUCGUUACCUCAUGUUGGUAGUAUUCCGGGAAAGCCGGGUCAGUUUAUCGCGGCCGGAUUCAAUGGUCAUGGUAUGCCUGUUGCAUUCUUGUCUGGUAAGGCUGUUGCGGAUAUGGCCCACAGUUCAGUUGCAUUUGAGGAUACUGGUUUACCCAAGUUGUACAAGACAUCAGUUGAUAGACUGGAGCCAGUUUUUGAUGAUAUCCUAGGCUAG
Molecule: messenger RNA, 1362 nt
Organism: Penicillium robsamsonii
Lineage: Eukaryota; Fungi; Ascomycota; Eurotiomycetes; Eurotiales; Aspergillaceae
Product: NAD(P)/FAD-dependent oxidoreductase
Exons: 4
Coding region: 1-1362 (453 amino acids)
Cellular component (GO): cytoplasm
Molecular function (GO): oxidoreductase activity
Source: RefSeq, a predicted model, not a curated record